Messenger RNA from Galleria mellonella (greater wax moth), 5368 nucleotides. RefSeq lists its product as uncharacterized. The record is from RefSeq and is a predicted model, not a curated record. NCBI's taxonomy places the organism in Eukaryota, Metazoa, Arthropoda, Insecta, Lepidoptera, Pyralidae. The transcript has 4 exons. The coding region runs from base 250 to 3684 and encodes 1144 amino acids.
CGCGUCAUCGGGCCUCGCCCUGGCUAGUGAGUAUAAAGGCAGCGCGUCCCGACUCACCAUGUCAGUGUUGAUCACCACGGUAUCAUUACAACUAAAAAUUUAAUGAUACACUAAUGAAAUUGCUUUUACACAAACUUAAUUAAUUAUAUAUAAUUUAAAAUAAUUAGUUUCAUAUAUUUAAUGAUUAUUAAAUUUGAAUAAAAAACAAGAGGAUAGAGCUGCGUUUUGGGUUAUAUUAAGAUUGUAAUAAUGCCGCCCAUGAAUGCAGUCGACGAGGAAGAAUUCAGCGAUAUUAUAUCACUGUUCAAUAAUGAUCAGGAAGGAUGUAGCAAUAGGGAAACAUUGAUCAAAUAUGAUCAGACGGGAUGUAGCAAUAGGGAUAUAAGGAAUAUAGGCAAUAAGGAAUUAGUUGAUAUCGAUGAGAAUAAACACUCAAUAGACGAAAUACAAAAUAACAAGGAAGACUUGAUACCUGUGUCUUCAUACAGAAAAAAAUCUUUUGUGCCAAUAUCUUUCCUUAAUAAUACAAAUAAUAUUAAACUAUUAACCACUUGUUGCCCACUCAGCAUCAAAGUUAUCGAUUGUGUUAGAUUUCCUUUAGGUAGCAGAAGAUGGAUUAAUAGAAGAGCAAGUCUUAAUAGUAAAGAAACAUGCACCAAUAGACUGAUAGGUGUUAAAGUUAUACAGACUAACAUUGUUAUUGAUUCAGAUACAGACGACGAAGUGAAUUGUGAGCAAUAUGUGCAAAAUGGAAUGGAUUUAGAUAACCAUAAUACAUAUUCAAAAGUCGCUACGGCAUUGAAAGGUAUUGGAACUACUAUAACUUCAAUCAAUAAUAGCCAUAAGACUAAAACACUUGUAUCUAGUGGUCUCAAUGAUGAAGGAAUAAGUAAGAAAGAAAUGUGUAAUAAGAUUAGUACUGACACAUUAAUACAUACAAUGUGUGAAAAAUUUUUUAAAGAUAAUAAUGAUUUAGAUAAAUCAAUCAAACAAAAAAUACAAUCAAAUAAAAAUACUAAGAAUGAUACGAAAAGUAAGAAAUAUGAUAAAGAUCUUUCAAACAAUACAAAAAGGAAUAUUUUACACAACGUUGAAACUGCAAAUAGGAACAUUAAUGAUUCAAAAAAAGAAAAUGAAUCUCCGUUUUCUGAGAUUGAACUAAAUAAAUCAUGUGAUAACGAUGCUUCCAAUCAUAAAUAUAUCUCAUCGAAUGGGAAUUCGAAACAUUUACAAGUCGAAGGAGAAUCUCAUGAUGUAUGUGGAAUCAAUCAAUCAAAUCAAAAUGGAAUGAAACAAAUCAAUUCUUAUCAGUCUAGAGAAGAGAUUUCAAUGAAUAAAAAAAUACUAACAAUAGAUCGUAAACAUGACACGGAAAAAAUAUUACCAGUUUCCAGAUCUUAUACUGGUUCCAAUAGAAAACCUCAAAACACAAAUUAUCUAAGUCACUCGAAUAGAAAUGAUGCAAAGAAAUUGGAUAAAAACAGUUUAGAGUCUUGUAAUAAUACAUUUACCUCACGUCAGCCUCCGCAAUUGUUAACGAUGCCACAGAAAUCACCUUCAGCAUUACACCCUUCACAGUCACAAACUUUACAACGUUCACCUCCAACAGGACAUCUACAAUCGCAGAUAUCGUUUCCAGGUUCAGUACCUGCUUUAUAUAGUUUUUUACCGGUAACCUCCACAGUAACAUCUGAGCCGCCAUCAUUAUGUGCUACAUCAAUCUUGAAUAAACUUAGUCUUUUACCUCGCCAGCAAAAUAUUGGCAACCAAAAUCAAGAUGCACAACAAAGUUAUUCAUCAUUACCAUGUUUCUCUAAGAGUACUGAAAUGAAUAAUAAUGUAGUCUCAUCUAUGAAUACGGAUUCAUCUUCUAUGAAUGAUGGACAACGAAAAGAAAAUCAAAACAAUGAACUAAAUAGAGUUGCAGUAAGCCCUCAGGAUCAAGGUUUUAGUAAAGAUGUAUGUCAUGGCCAACAGACAAAAACAGGAAUACGAGUAAAAGACAGAGAUAAAAUAAACGAAACAUUGACUUUUACAUUAGUAUCUGGUAGUAAGCAACAUCAAGACGCACAACAGCAUGAUUCAUCUUCACCAUAUUUAUCUAAUAAUACUAAAUAUAAUAAUUUUAAUAACAAUGUGAAUGAAAACACAACAGGACAGCAAAAUGAAAAUCUUAAUAAGGAAUUAAAUAGAACUACAAUCCGCUAUGCAGAUCAAGUUUAUAAUAAGGGUAUGUAUCAGAUACAAGAGGCUAAAACAGGUAUACGAGUAAUGGAGAGAGAUAAUGAAACCCUAACUUCUGGAUUAGUAUAUGGUAGCAAGCAACAUCAAGAUAUACGACAACAUGAUUUAUCUACAUCACAUUUAUCUAAAAAUGUUGAAUAUAACACUUUGAAUAACAAACUAAUCACACAUGAAAAUACAAAAGGACAACGAAACGAAGAUCAAAAUAUGGAGUCAAGUAGAUUUCCAAUACGUUACCAAGAUGAUUGUUAUAAUAAGGUUGCAUGUCAGACUCAAAAUGCUAAAACAGGAAUACGAGUAAGAGACAGAGAUGCGAUUAAUGAAACUGUAACUUCUGCUUUAGUAUUGGGUAGUAAACAAAAUCAAGAUGUACGACAAAAUAAUUCAUCAUCAUUACAUUUAUCUGAAACUUUUGAAUUUAAUAAUUUAAAUAAUAAACCAAUCACAUCUGAAAACACAAGAAGACAACAAAACGAAAGUCAAUAUAAUGAAUUGAAUAGACCUGCAGAAAUUUAUUCGGAUCCAAGAUAUCAUAGGAAUGUAUAUUCCACACAAAGGGCUAAAACAGGAAUAUAUAAUAGAAAAAAAAUGAGUAAAAAUAUGUCUUCACUACCAGUAUCUGAGGCGUCAUCGUCACGUGAUUCAUCAAAAUCGCAUCAACUAUCCCAUGUUACUCCACAACCAAAGAAUAGCAAGCAAUCCCAAAACGAACGACAACAUUAUUCCUCGUUAGCAUCUACCUCUAAGAGUAUUGAGUUUACUAAUUUUAAUAACUACCCAGGUUUGUCUGAAAAUAUUGAUAGGCGAAGAAAAAUAAAUCAAGACAAUGGUAAUAAUAGACUUGUAGUAAAUCAUCCUAAUUUAGAAUACAACAAUUACGUAGAUCACACCAAAAAAGUAAAAAGAAAGAUAGAAGACCUUAAACAAAAUGAUAAGCACAAAACUUAUAAUUACAAAAGUAGUAACAAAUUUCAAGUAAAUCGUUCACAAGAUAAUAGAAAAAUACAGCGUACUAAUGGAUAUAACACGAUGAGAACGGUGUCUGAACAUACACUACCAAAAUAUAUCAAUCAAUCAAGGCACAUAACAUUAAAUUCAAUUUAUCCGCCAAGUAUGCAGAUUUCAAAUGAUAGGAAUAUUUCACAAUUAAAAAAUAAUAAUAGUGGUGAUUACAGGGGUCAUGAAAAGUAUAAAUAUAAUAAUAUAAAUGUGAAGAAACAUUCGCAAAAUACGGGUACCAGUAAUGGUGAAUAUAAAGAAAAAACAGACAGUCAUAAAGGCAAAGAAGUGAAUGAAGAACCAAUAGCGAAGAAGAUAAAAGGAAACAGAUACGAGUAUACUAAUAAUGGGCAGUCUUCUAACAUCAGUCGAAUUCAUAAAAAUAAUGAAAAUGAUAAGGAGCAAUCUGGAUAUAAUUCUGACGACACUAUCAUACUUUAAUGCAAUAUUCAGAUUUUUUAUGAAGUUAGACCUAAUCAUUAUUAUGUCAGUCAUCUAUUAACUGUUUAUUGCUGGACAUAAGGGGAGGGGAGUGCCAGCAGCUGCCACCCUUGGCAGGCGAGUUGGCAACUACAGUUAGAAUUUUAUAACGUUUUAAGAGGAACGUUGUCUCUUACGACACCCACGGGAAGGAAGGGGCGGCUCAUUCUAUGCCAGGAUCACAUGGCAAGUUAGAUAAGUCUUAUUUUAUUUUAUUAUUAAUAAAAUUUCUUAUAGUCUUAUUUUAUUUUAUUUAUUAUUAAUAAAAUGUAUAAAAAGCCUUUGUUUUUUUGUGUGAUUUUGUUUGUAUAUAUAGAAGAUAAGACAUGCACCAUUUUUAAAUAAUAUAACUGUAGAUCGUAAUCUAAUGUUGAAAUAUUUAAACUAAUGUUAAAUGAAGAAAUAUAUAUAUAUAUAUAUCGUAAUGCAAUUAUUACUAAAGAUAAUGCAGUUAAGUUUUCGGUAAGAUUCAUAUUAAUAUUUAAUGGAAUAAAGUUAAAUAAAGUUUUUAUGUAUGAACUCAGAUGUUCAUGUAGCCUGCCUCACGCAAUUUUGUUUGCUUUUUUGGGUUGUUAUGUUACACGAUUACGUUGUUAAUACUGAAAUGAUUUUGAUAUGGGUUAUUUCCAUGUUUAUCUAUUAUAUUAAUAUAAGCAGCAUAUCUAAUGUAUUUUGUACAAUAACAUUACUGCAUUUUUCGAAAUCUAUAUAAAUAAAAAUCAAUCUCCAAUUGUAUGAAGAGCAUCAUUUCGGAAUGUUGACACUUACUUGAUUAUUUUUCCUGUUUUUGUAAUUGUCAGGACAAGAUUUGUAUGAGAAUGAAUGUUUGAAAAAUGUGUGUACAAAUUAAUGAAAAAAUUGUAUUAAUUGUAGCUAGAAUAAACAAUUCUCACGAAUUUUUUUUUUAUACAAUUUAGAAUGGCAAACAAGUUGACGGCCUACCUGAUGGAAAGUGAUAAGCGCCGCUUAUAGAUAUGAGUAUAACAACAUGGACAUAACAGAGUAUGUUAUUUCGCCCAUGAUAUUCGUCCAUUUCUGAACCGAUACGACAUCAUAACCUUCAAGAAAAGAGCAUAUUCCUUUUUAAAAGGUCGGCAGCACACCUGCAAUGCCGUUAGUGUUGUGGGUGAUCAUGGGCGGCGGUAGUCACUUACAAUCAGGUGAGCCACGCUCGUUUGAGCCAUAUGUUUUAAAAAAAAUUAUACCCCCCCCCCCAUGCGUUGCCAUUGCUGAGGAAUCAAGUGUUAUUCCUCUGUACCCUGUAAAUCCACUGCCAUAUCUCACCCUUCAAACUGAAACACAGCCAUGCAAACACAACUGCUUCAUGGUUGAGACACGAAUGGGACAAAGGUGUUCAAGCAAACGACUUUUGUACUGGUACCCCCUCUACCUGACUUAGUAAAAUAUUAUAUAAAGCAGAGAAGCUAUUUGAUUGUCAUUUAAGCCAAGCCAUAAGCCAAGUGUUUUAUCGUAAUAAUAUGUGUAGAUAAAUAAUUCAGUACGUAAAUAUGUUUCAUUAAUAAUUAAUACUGUAUAAAGUUGUAUUACCUACUGUUACUCAUGAAUUAGCAUGUAAGUGAAUGAAUACACGAAGCUUUAAUUCUAUUUCACUGAAAAUAAAUGAAGAGAAAAUGUUUUAGAUUUA